This is a messenger RNA of Paramecium tetraurelia, 853 nucleotides long. RefSeq lists its product as uncharacterized. Lineage: Eukaryota; Ciliophora; Oligohymenophorea; Peniculida; Parameciidae. Gene Ontology annotation, cellular component: ribosome. Gene Ontology annotation, molecular function: structural constituent of ribosome. The record is from RefSeq and is a predicted model, not a curated record. The transcript has 3 exons. Gene Ontology annotation, biological process: translation.
AUGCAAAGAGCAGUAAGGUUUGGUUGCAGCACUAUUAAUAAAUUAGAAAGUGAAUUGAAUAAAAUUGAAAAGAUCUCUUUCAAAGAAAGAUAUCUAUCAUUUCAAAGAGAAUGGAAUGAAUUCAAAAAUAGAGCAAAAGAGAUGUAUUAAUUUGAACUUAUCAAUCUUGUCUUUAGGCCUCCAAGAGUUUUCAAUGAUAAAUUAGAUGCCAAUCAAUAGAAAAAGAUCAACCUAUUAGCAAAACAUAUCGAAUACCUAAGCGAGAAUGAAUUUCAAUAUCUGAAUUACAUUUUGUAGAAAUAAGUUCUCAAUAAACCUGAUUAUGCUGAAUUUUCUUUAGGUAUCUCCAAAGAUGAUGCACAAGUUGGUCCUGGAGUCUGGCCAACAGCUCAUCCCCAAUGGUUAUAGCAAUAAGAAAUAAUAGCCAAAUUAUGGCCUUUAGGAUAAUAAGGAAUUGCAACAUUAUUCUCUGAAGUUGUUGGAUUCGGAGGUGGAGUAGGAACAGGAGGAGCUUAGACAGCAGCUACCACUUAGGAUUAGCCAAAAGAGGAAAAAAAGGAAUAAGCUCCAAAGGAAGCACCCAAGGAGGCAGCUAAAGCUAAUUAUGAUGUUAUUCUUGAUUCCAUUGAUGCUGCAUAAAAGAUCAAAAUUAUUAAGGAUGUCAGAGCAGUUUUCAAUUUGGGUUUGAAGGAAGCCAAAGAUCUGGUUGAAAAGUUACCUGCCACUUUAAGUAAAUAGAUGAAGAAGGAUGAUGCAGAUGAAUUGAAGAAAAAAUUGGAAGCUAUUGGUUGCACAAUUAAGUUAGUGUGAGAGUAUAUUAUUAAUCAUCAUUACAUUGUUAUUGUCGUUAAAA